This is a messenger RNA of Lipotes vexillifer (Yangtze River dolphin), 782 nucleotides long. It is a transcript of the gene TMEM247, whose product is annotated as transmembrane protein 247. The transcript is spliced from 3 exons. The coding region runs from base 69 to 782 and encodes 237 amino acids. Gene Ontology annotation, cellular component: endoplasmic reticulum. The record is from RefSeq and is a predicted model, not a curated record. NCBI's taxonomy places the organism in Eukaryota, Metazoa, Chordata, Mammalia, Artiodactyla, Lipotidae.
UCAAAAGAUGUCCUUUGGCCCCAACCGGCAGUAUUGUGGUUUUCUGGGUGGCAACAGAGGAUGGGGAGAUGAUGGAAGGUCGGGGGGCCGGAGAAAGCUGCCCAACCUUCCCCAAGAUGGUGCCUGAUAACCCCACGUCCGAAGGAAAGUCAAGGGCUUCUUUGGCCCAGGAGGCAGAGUCCCCCAAGCCGGACUCGUCCUACGACUACCUUGAGGAGAUGGAAACUGGUGAGGACAGAGGCUGCCCGGGGCCACCUAAGCCAUUCUCCUCCGAGGCCGGCCCCGCCACCACCGAGGGCCAGGCGGGCGAUGGACCUGACUGCGCAGAGCUGCCCCUGGCCCCAGCCGCAGAGGCGCCGGGGACCCCAGGGCCCCAGCGAAACGACGAGCUGGAGCUGGAGAAGGUGCGCAUGGAGUUCGAGCUCAAGCGGCUCAGGUACCUGCACGAGGAGAACGAGCGGCAGCGGCAGCACGAAGAGGUGAUGGAGCAGCUGCGGCAGCAGGCGAUGCCCCGCCUGUUCUCGGGAGGCCUCCAGGACCUCCUGCUGCCCCAGAACCAAUUCGCCAUGUCCCUGUGCUGCUUAAUCUUCACACACAUAAUCUAUGUCACCAAGGAGAUGAUCUUCUUUCUCUUCUCCAAGCACUACCUGUCCUGCAUCGCGGCCAUUUUGCUCUGUUUGAUUAAAACGUUAUGGUCAUACUUCGAAGCGCCUUCGCGCUCUCCAACACUGGGCACCUCCUUCCCUCACCUGUGCCUCCCUCCCAUCAGAACUUGCUGUUAG